UUAACUUAAUCAAAAAUGAAUUUUGGUUACAGCUUAACCCAAGUACCCAACCAAACAUAGCGCUCGUAGUUGCUAUGCAUACUCUGCUGAGAAUUACAACUCCUCUCAGAAUUCCCACCAAAAAUGCCAUCUUCAACCAUCGAUUUCUCCGAUCAGAACCCGAAUCCUACGCUAAACUCAUCGAAAUAUACACUCAUGAUCGAGCAUUGCACCAAGGAAAGAAGCUUCACGCGCUUCUAACAACCAACGGCUAUGCACGUUUCAACCUCAUCGCAUCCAAUCUCGUAGCCUUAUAUACAUGCUGUGGCCAACUCUCUCUUGCACGAAAACUGUUUGAUAAAAUUCCUCAAACAAAUGUUCGACGUUGGAUUGCACUUAUUGGGACAUGUGCUCGCUGUGGCUUCUACGAUCAUGCUCUUGCUGUGUUUUCCGAGAUGCAAACACUUCAUGGCCAAAAUCCCAACAAUGUCUUUGUGAUUCCUAGUGUUCUUAAAGCCUGUGGCCAUGUUUGUGAUCGAGUUUAUGGAGAGCAAGUGCAUUGUUUGAUUUUGAAGUGUUCGUUUGAGAUUGAUUGUUUUGUUUCGAGUGGGUUGAUUGUUAUGUACUCUAAGUGUGGUAAAGUUGAGGAUGCACGUAAGGUGUUUGAUGGAAUGUGUAUGAAGGAUUUGGUGUCCUUGAAUGCCGUUGUUUCUGGGUAUGCUCAACAAGGGCUUCCAAAUGAGGCAUUGGGUUUGGUUGAAAAUAUGAAGUUGAUGGGUGGGAACCCAAAUGUGGUGACAUGGAAUGCUUUGAUAUCUGGGUUUGCACAGAAAUGUGACCGGGUGAUGGUAUCUAAGAUUUUCAGGUUGAUGAUUGAAGAUGGAGUUGAGCCUGAUGUGGUGUCAUGGACUUCUGUUAUAUCUGGUUUUGUGCAGAAUUUUCAAAAUGAUGAAGCUUUUGAUACGUUUAAGCAAAUGUUGCAUCAUGGGUUCUGCCCAACUUCGGCUACUAUCAGUGCACUUCUGCCAGCUUGUGCUACUGCAGCAAGAGUGAGGUCCGGGAAGGAGAUUCAUGGCUAUGCUUUGGUGAUUGGUGUGGAGGAAGAUGUAUAUGUAAGGAGUGCUUUGGUUGACAUGUAUGCAAAAUGUGGGUUCAUUUCUGAAGCUAGGACACUGUUUUAUAAGAUACCGGAUAAGAAUACAGUGACGAUGAACUCUAUGAUUUUUGGUUAUGCGAAUCAUGGGUAUUACGAAGAAGCUAUUGAGCUCUUCAAUCGGAUGGAGAUGGAAGGGGUAACCAAGCUAGAUCAUUUAACUUUCACAGCAGCUCUCACAGCAUGUAGCCAUGUUGGAGAUAUUGAACUUGGGCAGAGGCUGUUCAAGAUUAUGCAAGAGAAAUACUCCAUCGAGCCACGAUUGGAGCAUUAUGCAUGCAUGGUGGAUCUUUUGGGUCGGGCAGGGAAACUCGAGGAAGCAUAUGGCAUAAUCAAGACUAUGCCGGUUAAACCUGAUUUGUUUGUGUGGGGUGCAUUAUUGGCUGCUUGUAGAAAUCAUGGGCAUGUGGAGCUGGCUGAAGUGGCUGCUAAGCAUUUGUCAGAGUUAGAACCAGAGAGUGCUGGAAACCGUCUUCUAUUGUCCAGCUUGUAUGCCGAUGCUGGAAAAUGGGGAAAGGUUGAGCGGAUCAAGAGAAGGAUAAAGAAAGGAAAACUCAGGAAACUUCAAGGGUUGAGUUGGAUAGAUAAUAUAUAAUAAAAUUAGAGAAAAUUACAUUUACUCCCCUCGAGUUUGAAAAAAAUUCACCUCCCUUUAGGUUAACUCUGUUAGCCAUCGUUAACUAUUUAGAAACCCCAUGUUUUGUCUCAAAAACAGUAAUUCAUGCCCCAUGUAAAUUCUAUCAUAAAACCAUGCCUAGAAACAUGAAAAGUCAUGCCUUCCUACCAUCUAUUUCUCAGACGUCACAAUAGUCGGUGAUUUUCCUUUGAAAUUUCUACACUUCUAUACUUGUUGCUUCUUUCUUUUCUUCUCACCAAAAUACAAAAGCAACCAAGAAGAAGACACAACUUUGUUCUUGUUCAACAGUUUGUUCCCUACCCAAUCAUCACUUGCCAUCAUAUAUUUCCUUGGUUUUUUAACAGGUAAGUUUCAGGCGGUGGGUAACAGAUGGAGAAUAAUGAUCAUGAUAAACCUGACCCGGGAUGUGUGCUUCUGCUUAUACACUGUUGGGGAAGUGAUUUUUCAACCAAAAAGUGUCAUCAUGACUGCUAUUCAUAUUUUGAUUUGGUUGACGAUAUUUGUAAGUUGUUGGAUGUGCUCAAUGGGUGCAAAAAUCCAUUUUCAUGUUCUUGACAUGUUCAAGUUAUAUAGUAACUGCAUUAAUAUUCAUUUGUAUGUUACAUUGUUGAAUUUUGAUGAUAGUGAAGUUAAUAGAGCAGUCCCUGAGAUAGUGAUUAGUGAGUUUGAUGAUGAAUGGGAAAUUUUUAAUGGAUCUCAACAAAGUGAGGGAGAAGAAACUGAUUCAAUGCCUAGCCAUAUAGAUGAGGAAGAAAGGAAAAUGAGAAUAGUAAUGAUGAGCCAAGUGAUUUUGAAGAAAAACACAAUGUUGUUACUUUUGUGAAUUCGGAUGAAGAUAAAGUGCUAAUUUAUGUUGAUAGAGUUACGGAAGGAAAAUUAUUUGUUCAUGAAUCUGAUGGAAAAGUGAAGUUAGAAGUUGGUUUAUUGUUAUACAAGAGGGAUUUGAGAUCAAGAGAAUUAAAAAUGAGAAGGCUCGAGUAACUGCUAUAUGUGCUUCAGAUGGUUGUUGUUAGCGUAUCCAUGCCUCUCCUACACCAGAUGGAAAAACAUAAUUAAGACAUGACCAUGUGCAUUCUUGCAUAUGAGUAUCGACUUCAGGACAAGUUACUAGUCAACUACAUGAAACUUCAAGCCAAGUGCAAAUGAGUAGCUAAGUCACUCAUGAAAAUGAAUAGAUAUUUCAUGGAACAAGGAGAAUGAAGCCUAUUUUAAGGAUGAUAUGUAAUCAGUUUUGGGGUGAUGUGUAAUCUAAAUUGGCCAUUGACGGAUUAAUACUUUAGAUUAUGUGGCGUACAUUCUGACAGUGUUUACAUUUGAGGACUUAUAUCACUGUUUUGCAUAAUGUGAGUUAAUCAAUUAGCCAAUUUUAGUUUCAAUUGUGGAUAGUGUGACCUUUGGCUUAAAUUGGAUAUUGGCAGUAACCUUUUAAUGAGCUAAUAAAUUAGCCAAUUUUUAAUGAUAGCCAAUUUUUAAUGAAA
Trifolium pratense (red clover) is the source of this 3247-nucleotide messenger RNA. RefSeq names its product pentatricopeptide repeat-containing protein At5g59600. Gene Ontology annotation, molecular function: RNA binding; protein binding. The transcript has 2 exons. NCBI's taxonomy places the organism in Eukaryota, Viridiplantae, Streptophyta, Magnoliopsida, Fabales, Fabaceae. Gene Ontology annotation, biological process: RNA modification. The record is from RefSeq and is a predicted model, not a curated record. The coding region runs from base 75 to 1727 and encodes 550 amino acids.